GCCUGGCGGAUCCGCCCCCUCAGCCGCAAGGCGGUGUGACAGACCCACCGCGAGGGAAGCGGAGAGGCGGCGUCAGCAGGAGCAGCGUCAGCAGCUGUUGUUGUUAUUAUCCUCCCUGUCUGAGGCGCCUCUUUCCCCGCCCCCUCUCCCGCUUUCUGGUGUGAGGAGGGGUCGGGAGCAUCAAGGCGCUGCCGCCCCCGGCCAUGGUCCCCCGCCCGUCGCCUUGGAAGCAGGAGGAUUUGGGGCGGCCGCCAUUGCCGGAGGAGGAGGAGGAGUGGGCUGCGGGGCGGUGGCGGCGGCUAUGAAAGGAUGGACGCGGACGAGGUGACCAUCCGCGAGCAGAACUUCCACAGCCAAGUGCGGGAGUACACGAUCUGUUUUCUUCUGUUCGCUAUUCUGUAUAUUGUUUCCUACUUCAUUAUCAGAAGAUAUAAGAGGAAAGCAGAUGAGCAAGAGGAUGAAGAUGCAAUUGUCAAUAGAAUUUCGCUGAUCUUGAGUACAUUUACUCUAGCAGUUUCAGCUGGUGCUGUUCUUCUUCUACCUUUCUCAAUAAUCAGCAAUGAGAUCCUGCUCUCUUUUCCACAAAGCUACUAUAUUCAGUGGUUAAAUGGCUCUCUAAUUCAUGGUUUAUGGAAUCUUGCUUCCCUCUUUUCCAAUCUAUGUUUAUUUGUAUUGAUGCCAUUUGCUUUCUUCUUUCUGGAGUCAGAAGGCUUUGCUGGUUUAAAAAAGGGGAUCAAAGCACGCAUCCUGGAAACUCUUGUUAUGCUCAUUCUUCUUGCACUGCUUAUCCUUGGAAUUGUGUGGGUUGCUUCAGCUCUCAUAGACAAUGACGCUGCGAGUAUGGAAUCUUUGUAUGAUCUUUGGGAAUUCUACCUCCCUUAUUUAUAUUCCUGUAUAUCAUUGAUGGGAUGUUUAUUACUUCUACUAUGCACGCCAGUGGGACUUUCACGAAUGUUUACAGUGAUGGGUCAGUUGCUUGUGAAGCCAACAAUCCUUGAAGACCUAGAUGAACAGAUAUAUAUCAUCACCCUAGAAGAAGAAGCUAUCAUAAGAAGGCUAAAUGGGGUAUCUUCUCCAAUGGAGUACAACACAAAGCAACUGGAACAGGAACUGAAUAAUGUGAAGGGCAUGAAGACAAAAUUGGAGCGACGGAAAAAGGCUUCGGCAUGGGAGAGGAAUCUUGUGUAUCCAGCUGUGAUGAUAUUGCUGCUAAUUGAAACGGCAAUCUCAGUCCUCUUAGUUGCUUGCAAUAUUCUUUGCCUGUUGGUUGAUGAAACUGCAAUGCCAAAGGGCUCAAGGGGGCCUGGCAUAGGAAAUGCCUCUCUAUCCACAUUUGGUUUCGUGGGAGCAGCACUCGAGAUCAUUUUGAUUUUCUAUCUUAUGGUCUCCUCUGUCGUUGGCUUCUAUAGCCUACGCUUUUUUGGAGAUUUCACUCCCAGGAAGGAUGACACAACAAUGACAAAGAUAAUUGGGAACUGCGUUUCUAUAUUAGUCCUCAGUUCAGCUUUGCCAGUUAUGUCAAGAACGUUGGGCAUUACCAGGUUUGAUCUCUUGGGAGACUUCGGAAGAUUUAACUGGUUAGGAAACUUCUACAUUGUGCUAUCUUACAAUCUGCUCUUUGCCAUUAUGACAACCCUGUGUUUGGUUAGAAAGUUCACCUCUGCAGUUAGAGAAGAGCUCCUCAAAGCAUUAGGUUUAGACAAACUUCAUCUCUCGCACAAUGCAAGAGACUCUGAGACAGCAAAGCCCUCUGUAAAUGGGCAUCAGAAAACACUGUGAAAAGUAGCUGGUGGAACUGUGCCCUUCAACUUCAUGGCAUUCCUGUCACCUCAUCGCACUUGUUUUUUGUAUGCUUUUACUUGUUUGUAUAUUGGGUCCAAACUGGUAACAAAUGCACUCAAUCGGUUUUGAAUCAGACUGUACUCGUUUUCCUUGGAUUGUUUUCCAUGUUAAUUAAUCAGCCAGUGCAGAGAUGCAUCUUGAAACCUGGAAGCUGAAAAGAAAACUGCAUUCCUCUUUGAAGAGACCUCUAUAUUGAUCUGUCAGCAUACCAGGCGAAGAACCUUCUGUGCAGAAAUGCAUUGCUGAAGAAUGGGGCUGGGUGUCUGAGAUGAACAUUGCUAGUUGAAAUAGCAAACGCUCCACUGGAGUUGCUGCUUUUCCAUAAGAUUGCAUUAUAACAACUGACAUCUUGUAGAGAGUGCAGUAAGGUCUAGAAUCAAUACAUUAAUCUCCCCGUUUGCACCAUGAUUGUGUCUAAGAUAUGAGCAGUUCUUAGUUCUAAAUGACAAACUGCCCUCUAGUUAUCACUAGGCAGAACUUUCAUCACGACUUAUGAAUUCCAUUAUAACUUAAUCCCACACUGUAGUGCUAAACAUGAGCUUGGAAAACAGAGUAAUUUCACAGACCUUUUGACUAUUGUGUACAUAACCAUGCAUAUGGGAUAUGUUAACAAUACAACAGUAACAGACUCUACUAAAUAAUGUGCACAGAAAAUUCUGUUGAUCCCGUUCUGUGUAAUGUCAGCCAUAUGCAUAAACAGUGAUAAAAGAAGCCAGUUGCUCAUAAUUUCACAAGUAUUGGCUUAAAAUGACUUCCCACUCCUAAGUGUGCAGUGCAUUCUAGCUCAUUGAUGCAAACCACUUUUUCAUUAAUUGCUUUAGUUGUUGAUUAUAUAUGAACCUGUGUCUUUUUUAAAAAAAACACCCAACCUCAACAAGUCAUUGAGCUAUUAGAUCACCCUGUCAACUUUUUUUUUUAGAAUAAAAACAUAGAUUCCUAUUCAGGGAUUUAGAUAUGGUAUUGUUAACAGAGCAUGCAAUUUUCUUUGAUAUUGCCACGCUUUUGAAGUUUACAAAUCCUAUGUGUGACGUAUAAAGCUGAAGGAAAUUAAAACGGAGUUUGUUAGUUAACAUAUUUUGAGUAGAAGUGGGUAGCUUGUUAACGACCAGUGCGACUAUUCACUAUGUAACUUUGCUGAAACAUUGUAGUUGGUUGAAGGGACAGUGGCUGCGGCAUUGCGGACUGCAUUUUAUAGGUUUGAUCAAAUAAGAUUAACUGGAACUUUGCAACUCCAAGCAUUUCAACUCAGAUUCAAAAUAUCAGUAUUAUGUUAAUCUUGGUUGUUCUAGGGCCUCUAAUUUAAACUCAGUUUUGAUGUUUAGAUAGCCUAAUGUUUUACCCAAUUUUUAAAGAAAGAUCAAAAUUUUAAUUAGGAUUCAAAGCCCUUUUCCCACUGCUUGAUUUAAGUAUGCAUUUCUUGGAUAUCAGAAACUUACUGCUUAUGUUUUACAUACAUAACAUAUAGAAAUUAAUUUUGCUUUAAAAAUUUGGAAAGUAAUGUUGUAGUAAAUACAUAAUAGCAAUUGUGCUAACAUAGGCAAUGGGCAUGGUAAAUAGAACACAUGCAGGACAGAAUAUACUUCAUGGGACAGAUUCUAGGAACUGGGAUAGAUUGUAACUGGGGCUAUUAGUCACAAUGGACCCUAAUCAACUCUAUAUUCAAAUGCUGAAACCUCUAUUUCAGUUUGAAAUGGCAGGAACUUUAGGAUGAAUUGGAUGUCUCUUACCCUGAUGAAAUUGCUUCACUGUACUUUUAAGCAACUUAGUCAUCACAGGGGGCAGCUGCCCUCCAUGAUUUUUAGUGAUAUGACACCUCCACUCAACACCAGUAAUGUGUCCACAGAAAAUAUCCAUCUCUAUAUACCCUUGGUUGAAGAGUGGACUGAGACAGCCAGUUUAUUGCUGUAGCUACUGCAGUUAAAGCAUUGGCCUAGUUUGCAUGAGCAAACAGCCCCCUGUGGAUUGUAUAAGCCAUGGUGUGUGCCAGCUGGCAUUUUGCAUAUUCAACCUCCAACUGGCAAUUUGUGUCGUCCAAACCCAGCCAUUAUGGGUUAUGCAAGGAUUAAACAACCCUCGCAUAACCCGACAACAGACCAUGCUACCUUAAAUCAUAAAUCUUAUGAGAGAUUUACUUAUCCCACAAUGUCUGGGUUUAGACAACAUGACAAUCCCUGGUCGAGGGUGGAAUUUGCAAAAUGCUGGCUGGCACAUGCCAGCACUUAACCCAUGGUGGGCAGUUUUGAUCAUGCAAACCAGCCCAUUGACUGGGUUCAGACACACUGUAAUGAGCACCCAUGUGUGCCACGUUGCAUAUGCAACUGAGUAGAGCGGAGUUCGAAAGAAUUUGUGACUCCAUGGCUACCCUGCCACAUAGAGAAAAUAAGUUUGUAAAUUUAAUCAAGGGUUUGAUUUAGGUACCUAUUUCUAAUUGAAUUCACCUGUGUGAUGAUUGCAAAAGGUACUUGGUGGUGCUGUGGAGGAAGAGUGGCUGAAGUCACCUAAAAGUAAUAAUACAUCGAGAACAGUCAAUCCAUAUUUUAGGAGAGAAAGAGGGAUUUCCUGUGUGGACCUUGAUUAAAUUACGGGUUAAUUCACUGGGAAUGGAUCCAGUACAUAUUCCCAUUCAAUUAAGGAGAGUUGUGUAAGAGAGGAAAUGAUUUCCUUGGUCAUCCUGGAUUAGUCAGCAUUAAUGGUCCAUGAUAUAUUGGGAGAGGUUGCCCCCCCCCCCACUGGUUUCAGUCUAGGUAGCAGUAACUUCUGGGAUCCAACAUAUUUUUCAGACCAUGUAUUGGCAUGCAUCUAUCUAAAUAUACCUCUGGAAACAUUUUUCAUGUCCAACUAGGUAAAUGGGAGGUAACUGUCUUGAAUCUAUACAUCUAGUGUGGGUCUAGUGCUAGUACAGCAGACUGUUCUUUGUUGGUACAAAGAAUACAUGGGAAAUUUAAAGUCAGCCUGAGCUAUUACCCCUCCCCCUCCCAAAAUAUGCACACAUGUAUUUAUGUGGCACUACUGUGGAAACGGAUAUGAAGCAAGAGACACCAGAGCAGGGUAGAUACCUAUUUCCUUCGGCUAGAAAUCUCUGGUAUGUGACUGUCUCAUUUCUUUGCCUUAUCCAUGUGAAACAGUCAUUUUCUUUCUCAGUGCAAAUUAUUUUACAAAUGAGAUUUCCUUUCAAAUAUGCUAAAAGAAAAACCCUACUCAUAAAUUCUUAAAAAUUAAAAAGGCUUAAAUGUGUUUUAAAUAGAUGGAGAUAGUUAUUGAUGUAUAUUGGCAAUGCAUUUCUAGUGGUUUGACUCACUGAGAGUCAAGUUUUCUGUACCCUUUAAAGGUACAAAUAGCUUUUCUUUGGACAUCAACUGUGUGCCUCAUUUAUUGCGAGGCUUAAGCACAAAUAUGCUCUUUUUGUGUAAACUAGUUAUAUAACAAACCAGACCAAAACCGUAUGUAAGUUAAGUGUCUUAAGUGAGCCAUUAUUUGGCUUUCUCCUCCAUUGGUGUGUUAACACACCGUGACAGAUUCGUUGUUGCAAAGUCUGAGCACAUUUUUACUAUUCAACUUUUUAAGCUAAACUGGACAGAGUUAAUUCAGAAGCAGGAUUCACUAGGACACUUUGUUUACAGAUUGUAAUGUGAUGUUUAUCUUCACCCCUCUUUCUCCAAUAUCUUUUACACAGUUGCCUGUUUUACAGUGUUGAUUAAAGAAUUUGACAAGAUGUUCUUGUACAA
Molecule: messenger RNA, 5567 nt
Organism: Elgaria multicarinata webbii
Lineage: Eukaryota; Metazoa; Chordata; Lepidosauria; Squamata; Anguidae
Gene: LMBR1
Product: limb development membrane protein 1
Exons: 17
Coding region: 310-1779 (489 amino acids)
Biological process (GO): signal transduction
Cellular component (GO): plasma membrane
Molecular function (GO): transmembrane signaling receptor activity
Source: RefSeq, a predicted model, not a curated record